This is a messenger RNA of Solea senegalensis (Senegalese sole), 1210 nucleotides long. Its product is annotated as olfactory receptor 52E8-like. The coding region runs from base 155 to 1111 and encodes 318 amino acids. Gene Ontology annotation, cellular component: membrane. The transcript has a single exon. The record is from RefSeq and is a predicted model, not a curated record. Gene Ontology annotation, molecular function: olfactory receptor activity; G protein-coupled receptor activity. NCBI's taxonomy places the organism in Eukaryota, Metazoa, Chordata, Actinopteri, Pleuronectiformes, Soleidae. Gene Ontology annotation, biological process: G protein-coupled receptor signaling pathway.
UCAUAAAGGAAGAUCACUGAUAUGUUUUAUAUGAAACAAGACAAGGCAGAGGGGUUGAAUCUGUGGUGACUUUUGUGACCAACGACUGCUUGGUGACUAACGACUGCUUCCCUUUUUUCUCGUUGAAUUUGUUGUUGUAGAUUCAAAGAACACGAUGUUCACUAAUGUAACCAGGAUAAAGGAUUUCUUCAUUGUUGGAUUUCCCGGGCUUUCACCAGACUACUAUAUACCCGUGUCAGUCGUGCUUUUCAUUCUCUACUUGGUGAUAGUGGGAGGAAACAUUUUUAUUUUAGUGUUUGUCAAAUGUGAAAGUUCUCUUCAAAAACCCACGUAUCUGAUCUUCUGCCACCUCGCUAUGACAGACUUAGCGUUCGGGACGGCGACUCUUCCAAAGAUCAUUUCGAAAUACUGGUUCGACGACAGCGUCAUUUCGUUUUACGGCUGCUUCGUGCAAAUGUAUUUCGUCCACUUUCUCGGAGCGACUCAUUCGUUCAUCCUGAUGGUGAUGGCGCUCGAUCGCUCCAUUGCCGUUUGCGCUCCGCUGCGUUACACGGCGGUUUUCACCAACACCACAGUCUCUGUGCUGUGCGGAGUAUCAUGGAUUCUGCCAUUAUCAUGGAUGGUGGGUAUAGUUGUUGAUGCUCUGACGUUGCCUUUUUGCAAUUCCAAUGUUAUUCUUCAGUGCUACUGCGACCACAUAGCAAUCACACGACUUGGGUGUGAGAAUGUGAGAGAAGUUCAGGUUGUUGCGUUCGUUGGGGCCAUGUUCUUUCUGUUGGUGCCUCUGGGCUUCAUCGUGUCUUCUUACUUUAUCAUCAUCGUGGCUGUUAUUCGUAUUUCCAACUCUGAGGGUCGUAUGAAGACUCUGUCCACCUGCACGCCGCAGCUUCUCAUCACCUUCAUCUAUUACAUGCCGAGGUGCUUUGUGUACCUGGCGAACAAUGUUGGAUUCAGGUUCAGCGUUCCUGUUCGCAUUGUCGUUGUCAUGCUGUACAGCCUGUUACCUGCCGCCAUCAACCCCAUAAUAUAUUGUUUCAAAACCAAGGAUAUCAAGGAAAGUCUGAAAAGGAGAUUCCUUGUCAGGAAAAUUAACACAAGCUCAAAGACGUGAUGAAAUACAAUCUCAAAAUAAUAUUGUUUAAAUAAAUAAGAAAAUACAGUGAUGCUUUUACAUCUCUUUGUGUUUCAGAAUAAAUGUUUGUUGACACAA